AUGGGAAAGGAAGUCUACAAGUUCGUGGCAGCGAUGGAGUCCGAAUGCCCUACACCGGCUGAAGCGCCCCCCAAGAUCAACUAUCAACAACCACUUUCAUCUCCUUAUGAGGGUGCAACGAGGACUAUUCAGAUAGGAAAGCACAUUUACAGCCUCCCAGAUCGUCAUCUCCGACAGAUGCCACGAUUCCGCGAAGAUUACUUUAGAUCCAGCACUACAAUCCUGUCAGAUAUCCAACAGGAUGUGGCGCACACAUUUGUCCAUUUCCUAUAUACAGGAGAAUACCAGACUAUAGCUACUUCCUUCAACGUGGAAUCAUCUUAUAUCGCAAAGGAAUACAAGAGAGCCAUUUCAGUGUACCAAGCAGCUAGAGUGUAUGAGCUCCCAGGUCUAGAGUCACUUGCCAAGCACUAUAUUGAGAUUUUUGGAGAUGAUAUUCCUAUGUGCGACAUGCUUUGCAUCGCGAGAGAUGUGUUCUCAGCACUUCCGAAAAAUGAACAGUGGCUUCUGGACUAUAUUGAAAGAAGCUUGCAUCGGCACCUGGAUGUUGAGAGUCCGGAUUGUAAUCUGGACGAAGUUUACCAGGCCCUGGGCCAAAUUCAUCAUUUUGAUAUUGCUGUGAUGAAAAUGGUUGUCGGGGCGUUCUCUGCCUGCCUGAAGGGUAUACAUGAUGAGACGGCGAGGGGGGAGGGGACUCUUGAGAAAGCUAAAGAAACGCUUGCUGCUUGUGCUGAAGAUAGGCUUGCUGGAUAUGAGCCCCCUGGAAAUGUGUCAGCGGAAGAGUACCCUGAGCCUCCUGAGGAUGUCCCCGAACCCGCUGAAGAGUGCCCCGAACCCGAGGAAGAGUACCCCGAACCAGCUGAAGACUACCCUGAGCUCACUAAAGAUGUGCCCGCUGAAAAUUCCAGCGAAGAGUUUGUUGAAGAGCCCGUGGAGUACCGCGUCGAGACCCCAGAAGCUGAAGCUGAACCUGAACCUGAACCUGAAGCCGAGACUGUCGAAACGCCAGUCGAAGAAGGCCUGGAGGAGCCUCAAGAACCACCUUUCACAAACGUGAGGCGUUUUGGAAGCUGGAAAUUCCGUAAAACUGUUGGUUACGUUUUUGAUCCUCACCCCUUAAGCGAUAUACCCGCUACCCAUGAUCUUCCCAUUUCUGAGCAACUCCCUUUCCAGGGUCUCCCCACUGCCCUAGUCAAUCUGGCUACGGCUGUAGAGAAAAACUUGAAAUUAUAUGAGAACUGGGGUAGUCUCACUCACCAUAAACAACUUAAAAGAAAAAAACGACUAAGGGCCAAGGGGUUGCCAGUUCCCGCUGACAAUGGAGCUAUUAGUUUGUCUGUGGGCCAAGAGGAGUAG
Penicillium angulare is the source of this 1356-nucleotide messenger RNA. RefSeq lists its product as uncharacterized. NCBI's taxonomy places the organism in Eukaryota, Fungi, Ascomycota, Eurotiomycetes, Eurotiales, Aspergillaceae. Bases 1 to 1356 code for a protein of 451 amino acids. The transcript has 2 exons. The record is from RefSeq and is a predicted model, not a curated record.